Penicillium maclennaniae is the source of this 1716-nucleotide messenger RNA. Its product is annotated as serine/threonine-protein kinase RIO1. Bases 1 to 1716 code for a protein of 571 amino acids. Gene Ontology annotation, cellular component: preribosome, small subunit precursor; cytosol. Gene Ontology annotation, molecular function: ATP binding; protein serine/threonine kinase activity. The record is from RefSeq and is a predicted model, not a curated record. Gene Ontology annotation, biological process: maturation of SSU-rRNA. Lineage: Eukaryota; Fungi; Ascomycota; Eurotiomycetes; Eurotiales; Aspergillaceae. The transcript has a single exon.
AUGAGUACGUCUGAAGCCCCUGUCCAGGCCUCAGGCCUGGCUGACGGUAUCAUCCCGUCCCAUACUUACGUGCCAAAUGAGGGAUACGUCAACCAUGAGGGCACAGACUCCGCUGCGGCGGGGCAAGAAUCCACCGAACAGUACGAUGAGGACGAGGAAGACGAAUACUACGACGAUAUCUUCGAGGAGGAGCUCGACACUGAGGACUUCCAGUCUUCUGAUCCCUCUGAUCUUACCAAGGCGUACAAUCGCCAGCGCAAAUUGAACGACGCCGCCGCCGAUACGAACGUCCCCAGAUGGCAAUACCCUAAGACCAACACCCAGAAGCCUACAGUCAACACAUACGCUUCCGUCGACGAUCAAGUCAAGUCUUUGACUCGUCAUGCCGCGAAGAUUAAGCUGGACGACCAGCAGUCUGGUUUCUCGGGCACCGGUGGAAACCGUGGAGGAGAUCGUGCGGAUCGUGCGACAUCAGAGCAGGUGUUGGACCCUCGCACCCGUAUGAUCUUGCUUCAGAUGAUCAACCGGGGCGUCGUCUCCGAGAUCCACGGCUGUCUGUCCACUGGAAAGGAAGCAAAUGUUUACCACGCCAUGUCUAUUCCGGACGAGGACGACGCUAGCCCAAUACACCGCGCCAUUAAGGUCUACAAGACCAGCAUCUUGGUUUUCAAGGAUCGUGACAAGUACGUCACUGGCGAGUUCCGUUUCCGCCAGGGAUACAAUAAGAGCAACAACCGCGCAAUGGUCAAGGUCUGGGCCGAAAAGGAAAUGCGAAACCUGCGACGAAUUUACGCCGCCGGUAUUCCCUCUCCCGAGCCCAUUCAGCUCCGUCUGCACGUUCUCGUCAUGGGUUUCCUCGGCAGCUCGAAGGGCAUUCCCGCUCCACGUCUGAAGGACGCCACGAUCAUCGCCGAUGAUCUCGAGGCCCGCUGGCGCGAGCUCUACUUCGAAUUGAUGGGUUACAUGCGUGUACUUUACCAGGUCUGCCGCCUGGUUCACGCCGAUCUGAGCGAGUAUAACAUCCUGUACCACAAGAAGCGUCUCUACGUCAUUGAUGUCAGUCAAAGUGUUGAGCACGAUCAUCCUCGCAGUUUGGAGUUCCUGCGUAUGGAUAUCAAGAACGUUAGCGACUUCUUCCGCCGGCAAGGUGUUGAUAUCUUGUCUGAGCGCACUGUGUACCAAUUCAUUGUGUCUCCUCAAGGUCCCACUGACAUCACCGCCGGAAACGAGGAGAUGUUCGAAGCAAUUGAGAAGCUCUACACUGCUCGCGAGGAGUCCGGAGCCACUGAGGAGACUGAGGAGCUUGACACCGCUGUCUUCCGUCAGCAAUACAUUCCUCAGACCCUGGAGCAGGUAUACGAUGUUGAGCGUGAUGCUGAGAAGAUCCGCGACGGUUCCGGAGCCGAUCUGAUCUACGGAGACUUGCUUGCAACUGGCAAGGCCAAAUCCACAGCUAUUGGUACCGAGGACGUCGAUGACGAAACCGAUGCCAGCGGUGGAGUGUCAGUCUCUGGCUCUGAUGCCGGUGGCAGCGACGAAGAGGAAAUUGAUCCAUUCGCUCCUAAGCCCCCUCGAGGCAAGCGUUUCCAAGACAAGGAUUCUAAGCACGAGCACAAGGCCAAGGUCAAGGAAGAAAAGCGAGAGCAGCGCGCCAAUAAGAUGCCUAAGCAUCUAAAGAGAAAGCUUAUUUCAUCUUCAUCGAAGAAGAAGAAAUAG